Cyphellophora europaea CBS 101466 is the source of this 1338-nucleotide messenger RNA. RefSeq lists its product as uncharacterized. Bases 1 to 1338 code for a protein of 445 amino acids. NCBI's taxonomy places the organism in Eukaryota, Fungi, Ascomycota, Eurotiomycetes, Chaetothyriales, Cyphellophoraceae. The transcript has a single exon. The record is from RefSeq and is a predicted model, not a curated record.
AUGCGUGCCAACGCUGUGGCCGGUGCAAUAUUCUUUCAGCCAGACAGUAGCGGAGGGCGACCGCCCUCGGUCAAUGAUCCCAUCUGGUCGCUGAAUGACGGUGGUCGUUGGCAGGGCGAGAACCAGUUUCCCAUCUACGCCUUACCAGGUCCCACCGGUGCCUUCCUACUCCAGCAAUCAGCGCUUUACUCCGGCAACAUGACCUCCGCUCCGUUUGGCGAGGAGCUCGCACAACAAUUCAACGAUCAAGAUCUUAUCCGUCUCGUCGUCAGAGUCGACGUUUCCGGCUCGCCCGGGAUCCCUUCGUUAUGGGUCUUCCUCAUUAUCGUGCUCGCCGUCCUGCUCGCCAUCGUCCUCACAACUUCGGUAGUCAUGCAUCUUGUCCAGCGGCGUCAACGUCGUCGUCUGACCGAGCGCGUUGCCCGUGGCGAAGUGGACCUUGAAGCCCUGGGUAUCAAGCGUCUCAAUGUCCCGCAAUCGGUCCUUGACACCAUGCCUACCUUCACCUACACCUCGAAAGAGACCACCUCCGUCUCCGACCCAAAUGCCGCCACCGAUGCCACCACACCUGCCUCUCCCACGGCGCCGAUCCGCGAGAUCCCCUAUUCACAAAAUACCUGUCCCAUCUGUCUCGACGACUUCGUUCACGGCACAACCAUCGUCCGUGAGCUCCCUUGCGCACACAUCUUCCACCCAGAGUGCAUCGACCCCUUUCUGCGCGAUAAUUCAUCAUUGUGUCCCAUGUGUAAAAAGUCCUCGCUGCCCGCCGGCUAUUGUCCGGUCAAUGUCACCAACAUCAUGGUCCGUAGGGAGCGGUUGGUCCGACGCAUGCGCGCCCGUGCCUCCGGCGAGGAAGGCCUGGUGCGGCAGAUUGACGCCGAAAGCGGCCACGGCUUGCUCAACUAUAACUUGGGCAGACUCCGAGAUCGCGUGGCCGGCCGGAGAGCCGCAUCGGCGGGCCUGCAUUCCAGUCGCGUCAACAACAGCCAUGGCGCGAGCAACGCGGGUGCCGCGGAGAUGGCGAACAUAAACGUCGUGCAGCCGCCCGCGCGGGCGCAGACCGCCCCACCGGCGGAUGGGGAGCCGGUGCGAGAACGGCAGAGUGCCAACGCGGAGCCGGAAGAGGUGCCAGAGGAGAUCAGGGCGCAGGGCACGACUGCCAGGCGCGCGUGGUUAAGAGAACGGUUUGCGCGCCGCGAGCAGCGCCAGUAUGAGGAGGGGGCGGCGCAGGCGAGGGCGGCGGAUGAGGGGAGGUCCGCCUGUAAGUGUUUCUGUUUUUCUUCGCUUUUCGUUUUCGUGUCGAUCACUGACUUGUUGGCCCAGGGCGUCGAGCGCUAG